UGCAGAUUUUGUGUUGUUGCUGCGCUGUUGCGUGGCUUGGCAAUGCAUUUUUUCCUUUCACAGCUGUAAAGAGAAGGUCCUGUUUUCCCACUCGUAGCAAUGGAGGAUCAGAUUCGGAAAGUUUGUAAAGAGCUUGCGUCAGCUCAGAGGAAGAUGAGGCGGCGCUCCAAUGCUGCAGAUCUUUGGUGGGGGUUGACCGGCAGAAUGAUGAAGGUUGCGCUUUCUAUUUACAUUUUGUCUUCUUAUGAUGUGGCUCUGGCCGUGCGUUUUGCGACCAGUGCCAGAAAAAAGAGAAAAGCUUUGGCAGAUGAUGGGGCCGCCGUGGGCAGACCUCCGAUUGAAGAUUGGUUUGCAGCACUUCGCGAGGAAGAGCUUUUCCCCCUUGUGCAUCCAGUCACUCUGGCGGAGAAACGCGUCACAGAGACGGCCAAAAAGUACAUCGCGGGUAGUUCUGCAGCAUCUUGGGUGCAACGCAUGAAUUUCUGUCACCAUGUGGCCCCACCCACAAGUGUCUUAUUGGAACGGUACAAAGCUAAUCUGCAAGCUGAAGGCAGUGAUAUCAGCGCAGCCUUGAGUUCUUCGAUGGUAGCUGACCAUGGGCGGCCUGGGAGGUAUGCCAAAAAGUGGCUUCAGCGCUUCAGAAAGAAAUGGAAUCUGCGUGUUGGCAAGUUAUCCAACGAGACCUGCAUCCCUGCCACAGAGUUGCGUUCGAAGGUUAUGACUUUCUACCAGUGGGUUGACUUUUUGCGCACUGAAGCCGAUGGACGAGGCUUGGAGAUUGACUGGCUGAACCUAGACGAAACCAGCGUGCCACAGUCCUUUGUAGAUUGCCAAGGCAAUAUUGCCCGUGUUGGGCCCAGGCAGUUGCCAUGUCACAACAUACCUUUACAUCGGCGACGUGGCUGCGCGACCUUCGUGUGUGUUGUAGCAGCCAGUGCCAGAUUGCAAGCAGUGAUGCCCCAGGUCUGGAUUGGAAACAAGCGUGUGUUCAGAGCCAAAGAUCUUAGAGAAGUGGCGCCUGAAAUUCCACACAACUGUCUUCUGUGGCGUGAAGCCACGUCUUGGAAUACGGCAUUACUCAUGGAAAAGAUCUUGACACUCAUCGCUGAGAGAGCCGCUACAGUGUUAGGUCCCCGGAGUCAGCUUGCCCUAGUGUUUGAUUGCGCAUCGGUGCAUUUGACGAGGGCAGUGCUGCAAAAAGCCCAAUCCUUGUCCAUAUGGAUCGUGCUUGCGCCGACAGCUUGCACACAUGCUGUGCAACCAGCAGACACGCAUGUCUUUGCUGGUGUGAAAGCUUUUUUGCGGAAUUGCGUGUCGGAAUGCAAAAUGAGAUCGCCAAAUGGCACCCUCGCUCAAGCAGAUUGGUUGCGUUGCUGCCUGAAAACGGAGAGCUUCCUCAAAGACCGGCCUUGGAGGCAAGCUUUUUUGGACAAUGGGAUCCUGGGCGAACGCCAUUGUCUUUCAGCGAAGCUGAGAGAUCAUAGGUUUCCAUCACCUUCUGUGUCACCGCCGCCGAGCUAUGACCUGCUAAGUACCAUCUUGCCGAAGGCAUGCCAAGUCCAUUAUUGGGACCUAUUUGGAGGGGUACUGCGCGUGCCUCCGUUGGUUG
Molecule: messenger RNA, 1609 nt
Organism: Durusdinium trenchii
Lineage: Eukaryota; Dinophyceae; Suessiales; Symbiodiniaceae
Source: the annotation of a GenBank genome assembly